UGCACUCCCCGGUCAUCAGCGGGAAACCAAAAUGGCGAACGUGUUGGGGGAAAAUGAGCCGUUUGUUAUUUUCUGAGGAAGGCACAAGCCCCGCAAGUUUUCGCGAUAUAUUCUUGAAAUAGAUUCAACUUCAGAGGGAGCGGGAUAACAGCGGUCUCUCGUAUCCUGUUAUUUUGUUGUACGAGUCGUUUGUCGAAGCGGAGGUGACCGAAUGAGAGACUCAGGGGUUGUAGAUCACCUGUCUGUCCAUCACAGAGCUCACCCCCAGCGACAGCAGCAGGCUGUGUCCUUGUCCCCCACAAGCCUUUCUGCUCGGGGAGAGUAUGGAGAAGACGGCAUGUCUAACAGGUUUACAGAGGGACAAGACGUCUUGGCCCGGUGGUCAGAUGGCUUGUUUUACUUGGGGACAAUCACCAAGAUAGAUCGGGACAAGCAGCGAUGCUUUGUGGUUUUUGAGGAUCGGUCAAAGUCUUGGGUUCUCUGGAAGGAUAUUCAGACAGGGGAUGAAGAUGAUGAGGAUGAUGAGGAUGACGACAUUGUGUGCUCCAUAUGCCAGGAUGAAACUUCAGAGGAGCCCAAUGAGAUUGUCAUUUGUGACAAGUGUGGGCAAGGCUACCAUCAGCUGUGCCACUCCCCCAUCAUCGAUGCCUCUGUCAUUGACUCAGACGACAAGUGGCUUUGCUCAGAGUGUGAGCUCACUUCUAUACCGAAGAGGGGGGUUGCACACAGGAGGGGAGCGUCUGCUAGAGGCUUCCUGCAGCACGAGCAACAGCAGCAGCACAUGGAGCUGCACCUGUCCUUCCCGUACGCUCUGGAGGAACUGGUGUGGGACCAGGGCCACAAGACAAACAUCCAGCAGUGCUACUGCUACUGUGGGGGCCCAGGAGAUUGGUACCUGAAGAUGCUGCAGUGUAACAGGUGUCAGCAGUGGUUCCACGAGGCCUGUCUCCAUUGCUUGCAGAUGCCCAUGCUCUACGGAGAUAGGUUUUACCUGUUUAUUUGUUCUGUUUGCAACGGUGGACCAGAGUACCUCAGCCGACUGCCUCUCAGAUGGGGGGAUGUGACACACCUGAGCCUGUACAACCUGAGUGUGAUCCACAAGAAGAAGUACUUUGACUCUGAGAUGCACCUGAUGACUUACAUCAAUGAUAACUGGGAGCUGCUGCAGCUGGGGGAGCUCACCAACACUCCGAGAUCAGAGCGAUAUGAAUGUGUUCUGGAGGCACUGAACAACAACAAGAGCAUGUUCAUGUCAGGGAAGGAGGUAAAGAAAAAGAAGCACUUGUUUGGGCUGAGGAUCCGUUUCCCUCCUGCUCCCCCCAACUCUGAUGAGCCAACCAGCAGAGUGAUGGAGAGGGCUUCACAUGAGAUCACCAUUAAGGGAUGCAAGUCCGCCAAAGCCCUACCUGGAAUGAGAACUUGCAGCACUCUAACCAAUGGCACAGAGAAGAAGAAGAAGAAGAAAAAGAAGAAAAAGAGGAAGCAAGGAGCACGGUCUCUGGAGACUCUGGCUAAACGACAACGUUCCAGUGAACUCUUAUCCCAGGAAAUAAGAAGGCCUCUACCACUAGAGACCCAUACAUUGGAUCACUUAACCUCUAUCAAGAGUGACCGGUCUCUGCUGUCCUCAGAUGUGGAAUCCAUAGGAGCCCUGAGCACCACAGAAACUACCUCAACUAGCAUUUCAAGACAGUCCAGCCUCUGUAGCUCCAGCAAGACACGCACGGCAGCCUGCAUCAUGCCUGUGUCCUCUCCACCCUUAAAAAGGAAACGUGGGCGGCCACGACGGGCCCUGCAGCCCCCCAACCCAGAGAUCCCUCCUCCUAGCCAUGCAGACCCAAACCCCUCUGCUACAGAGGUGCUGAGCCCACUCCCAGGGCUUCACUCCACAGACAUAGUUCAUGGCAUGGACCCCAACAGCCAGCUCUCCCACCUCAAGAGCUCCAUCAGCAGCUAUUUCGGAGCAGCAGGGCGGCUGGCUUGCGGGGAAAAGUACAAAGUCCUGGCGCGACGGGUCACCCUUGAUGGCAAGGUGCAGUACCUGGUGGAAUGGGAGGGAGUCACUGCCUCCUAGACUUGUCUUUGUCAUCAUCACUUCUAACUUCUAACCAGCACCUACAAGAGGUUUAUGGCUGUGUCACGGACGUUGUCUACACAGGCUGUAUUCAGAGCAUUAAUUGAUAUAUGCCUUCGUUUAGUUUAUACAGGAGCAAGUUUUCCCUGUUAAGCUUACUGUAAAGCCUACUGGUUCAGUGCAGUCCAGUGUGAUUAUAGCACAUUCAAACAUGCCGGGUCCUCGUGUUUAAAGAUUACAGUUCAUUAAUAAAGACAAGGAAUUGUCAUUAUACCACACCGUAUUUGUGUUAUUCUGCUUUGAAGUUUCAUUAUCUGCUUUGAAUGUUUACAGAAUCCCCAUUUAUUCAGGGGCAAAUAAUUAAUCAGUGCACUGCACCUGUAGGCUUUCGGUGAAUUGUUAUUGUGCUUGGUUUUUAAUCCAGUGAUAUGCUUUUCAUUUUCAGACCAUUUGAGUAUGAAUCUGUAAUUUUUUUUUGACAGAAUGUAGUUGGUCAUGCAUUAAAUGGUGAAUCUUGGAGGAUAAGAGAAAGAGGGGAGGUUUUGUUCAAAUCUUCAUGAGUUUCACUACUUUUCUCAUGCAGUGAACAUUUAUUUUCUUACCAGAUUUGGUAAAUAAAUGCUUGUCCCUUUACAACCAUGUCCCCUCCUUCUCUAGUCCCAGCUAUGAGUACCUCUCGUUGCCUUGGGCAGACAUAUCCUUCAGUUGCAUUUUGGAAAGUGUGCUCAUUUGUGAGCAGUUAAGGAGGAACUCAAAAGUGAUGUGCUGCUGCAAAUGUUUAUUAUUUUAUAUAGAAUUAUACUACAUUUAUUAUUCCCUUUUCCACUCAUUCUUUCUCAUGUCUUUUUCUGUUCAGCAGGGCAGAUUUCUGAUUUUCUUCUCUUUUUUUAAUUAGGGAUUGCACAUAUCAAAUUAUGUCCGAUAGGUCGUCAUCUCAUUUUGAGCAGGUAAUUUGGCCUUUUUGGCUCAUAGGGCAGCAUGUUCAUUCAUGGUAAAGUUCUUUAAAUACUUUUUUUAAUCUUUGUCAUAACUGCUUAAAUUUAAGUGGGAGGUUUUGAAAAAUAGCAUCCCCAAAUAAAAUGUGAUUUCAGUGCAAACCCAGGAGGACUCUGAGUAAUGUAAAACAUUUUGAUUUAAAAUUGAUAAAAUGUCUGUUAACGUUGAAAUCUUUAAGGACCUAUUUAGUUUUUACUUUGCCUGAUAGUUAUUCAAGAAAAAUAAAGUGGAUGUACCACCCAGUUCUCACACCAAGAGUUCAGAAUUGUUCUGCUUUUUGUGCUGCCUAUGCAAGUAGUCCCAGAUAAAGGUGUUCAGCCAUAUAGUUGGACCAUUUAGCUUGACAAAGGGGAGCUCCAGCAUUAUUAUUGUGAUGAUUUGACUCUGUCCUAACAUUUAUCAUAUGACAGGUCUAAAAAAAGAAUAAGAGAAAAGAAAAGCUGCACUUGGAAUUUUGCUUUUACAGUCAAGAUCACCUUGUAGUUUACACACUCAGGAUAUGCCCAAAAACUUCACUGUAUUGUAUAGGCUUGCAUUUGCAGCUUGACAGGAGACAAGGAUGUAAGUUAUUCACAUAGUGUUGUUGGUCAGUAUUUUAUAUCAGGUGCUCCUUUGUCACAUUUCUUUUGACAAAAUGUAUGCAUGUAUGCUUUUUUUUUCUAUGAGCAAAAUAAUUUGUGGUCUGUUUUUACUGCUACACUCCCUUGUUUAAACUGAGUCAGAAAACAAUCACUGGAAAAACUAAUAUGCUGUAUGUCAUUGCAAGAGGUAAAUAUUCAGUUAGUAUGGCUGUCUCUUUUUCGAGAUGUUUGUUUUUGUUCAAAUGGACAGACCUUUUUGACAUUGAUACCUCUUCAUUGUACAGAUGUAGUCCGUGCAUUUGAAGCUUCUCUCCUCUGUUCAGCCAGUGUCUAAGCCUACAUGUUGCUACCACUGGCUUCCAGCAGGCUUCUGUAGCCAAAGAAUAUACAUGUAACGUCUGCUUUGUCUCUUGAGAUUCUUCUUAUUACAUUUUUAUACAUGAUUAUAUAGGUUGACGUGUUACUUCUGAACUUGUUUAGUUAAAGGAUAAAUAAAA
This is a messenger RNA of Chelmon rostratus (copperband butterflyfish), 4148 nucleotides long. It is a transcript of the gene mtf2, whose product is annotated as metal response element binding transcription factor 2. Lineage: Eukaryota; Metazoa; Chordata; Actinopteri; Chaetodontiformes; Chaetodontidae. The record is from RefSeq and is a predicted model, not a curated record. Gene Ontology annotation, cellular component: nucleus. The transcript has 15 exons. Gene Ontology annotation, molecular function: DNA binding; chromatin binding. Gene Ontology annotation, biological process: regulation of DNA-templated transcription; chromatin organization. The coding region runs from base 212 to 2074 and encodes 620 amino acids.